Molecule: messenger RNA, 1863 nt
Organism: Lampris incognitus (smalleye Pacific opah)
Lineage: Eukaryota; Metazoa; Chordata; Actinopteri; Lampriformes; Lampridae
Gene: dhrs3b
Product: dehydrogenase/reductase (SDR family) member 3b
Exons: 6
Coding region: 492-1400 (302 amino acids)
Cellular component (GO): lipid droplet
Molecular function (GO): oxidoreductase activity, acting on the CH-OH group of donors, NAD or NADP as acceptor
Source: RefSeq, a predicted model, not a curated record
CCUGAACAGACACCGGGAGAAAGAGAGGAGGACACACAGACAGACAGACAGACACAGACACACACUCACACCGAGCUCUGCCCUCUCUGUAGCUCACGUUUCGGAGCCCAGUCGCGUCGCCUUCACUUGUUCAAAGUUUAUAAACCCAGCAGCCCCCACCGGUAGUCGACACAACGCUUUCCGUGAUGGUCGGUGCGUUUAGGGAUCGACGAGUAUGAUGCCACGACUUGAGCUGACGGAGUGUCUUUAAUUUUGAUUUAUUUAUUUAUUUAUUUAUAUUUUUUAGCCGGUGGAUCAUUGAUGAAGCAGUUAUUGGGGGCUGCAAAUGAUACGUCGUGUGUACGUGGAUAAGUUCACCGACCUGCAGUCGUAGCCUACCGUAGGCUAGUCUACCGAAACUUCCCGUGUCUGGGUCCCAAGUUAUCGCACACUUGCGUUGCCGCUAACCACUUAACGCGGACUCUACCCCUGCUCGAGGACUGUUUUUGAAAAUGGAUUUGAGGAGCCUGGGCUGCAUCCUCGUUUUCCCGGUUCAGUUGCUCUAUUAUAUCGUCAAAGCCGGCGUGUUUUCGCUGUUACCAAGUAGAAGGAAGGAUCUCGCCAAGGAGGUGGUAUUGAUCACUGGCGGCGGAAGAGGCAUCGGUCGUCACAUUGCCAAAGAGUUUGCGAAACAGGGAGCUAAAAAGGUGAUCCUUUGGGGCCGCACAGAUAAAUGCCUCAAAGAGACAGCUGAAGAGAUCUCUCUCUCAGGAACAGAGUGCCAUUACUUCUUGUGUGAUGUGGCCAAUCGGGAGGAAGUUUACAAGCAAGCCAAGGUUGUUAGAGAAAAGGUGGGAGAUGUGACAAUAUUGGUGAACAACGCCGCUGUGGUCCAUGGUAAAUCUUUGAUAGACAGCGACGAUGACGCCCUACUGAAAUCCCAACACAUCAACACAAUGGGACAGUUCUGGACAACAAAGGCCUUUCUACCACGGAUGCUGGAAUUGCAGCAUGGCCAUGUUGUAAGCGUUAACUCCAUCCUGUCCCAGUCCCCUAUUCCUGGGGCCAUAGACUACUGCACCUCCAAGGCCUCCUCGCUGGCUUUUAUGGAGAGCCUGACGCUGGGUCUGCUGGACUGCCCUGGCGUUGGCUGCACCACCAUGCUCCCCUUCCACACCAAUACAGAGAUGUUCCAGGGCAUGAGAGUCAGAUUUCCCCAACUCUUCCCGCCACUUAAACCUGAGACAGUUGCCCAAAGGACUGUCGAUGCAGUCAAAACUGACAAGGCCUAUGUCUACUUGCCCUGGACCAUGCAUGUCCUUGUCAUUCUCAAAAGUUUCAUGCCACAAGUUGCACUUGAAGAGAUCCACAAGUUUUCUGGAAGCUAUACCUGCAUGAACACAUUCAAAGGGAGGACAUGAACUGUACUCAAGGAGCUGGGGAGAAUGUCAGCAGAACCUCUUAUGAAGGGAAUAUUUCAUGGACCUUCGCACAUUGAGCAGUGGUGGAGGCCCCGAGGUAGUGAGACGCAAAAUGUCCAGGGGAUGACUACAAGGCUGUUGUCCUGCUGAUAGAAUUUAUUCACAAGCUGCAGGACACAUCCUUGUCUUGUGUGUGUGCGUGUUUUCAGUGUGACUAUGUGUGUGAUUGUUUGGUUGGUGACAGGGUGUACAAAGUUGCGUGUGCAUACAUGUGUUCAGGCAUGUGUAUAGCUUGGAGGACCGAGUACAGUUCUCACAUUGAACAGAAGCCAUGCAUAGGCAUGUACCAGCAGUUAUUCUGGGAGUUUGUUUUUUAUACGCUCCUUUUAGUCUGUUUUUAUGCUUUGUUUUUAUUCCACUUUUAAUGUGUCUUUAAAUAUGAUUCUUUUAAUAAAUUGAGUUU